Molecule: messenger RNA, 885 nt
Organism: Tilletiopsis washingtonensis
Lineage: Eukaryota; Fungi; Basidiomycota; Exobasidiomycetes; Entylomatales
Product: mitochondrial triosephosphate isomerase
Exons: 1
Coding region: 83-865 (260 amino acids)
Biological process (GO): gluconeogenesis; glycolytic process; glycerol catabolic process
Cellular component (GO): cytosol
Molecular function (GO): triose-phosphate isomerase activity
Source: RefSeq, a predicted model, not a curated record
ACGUUCUCGCGAUGCUCGGCACGCUGGGUGGCGGCCCGUGCUCACUCCUUCUUCCCACCACACCACCAACACCCAACCCACCAUGUCUGCCGCACCCGCCCGCCGCCGCCUCGUCGGCGUGUCGUACAAGAUGUACUUCGACCUGCAGAAGACGGACGCCUACCUGCAGGCCGUGCUGCCGCACCUGCCCUCGCUGCUUGAGUCGCUCCAGCGCGAGGUCGACGUCUUUGUCAUUCCCGACUUCGUCUCGCUGCUCUCCUACCGCGACGCCAUCAAGAGCGCCGGCGCGCCGCUCUUCCUCGGCGCGCAGGAUUCGCACCACGAGGACGCCGGCGCCUUCACGGGCGAGGUGUCGCCCAAGGUGCUGGCGCAGGCCGGCGUGCGCUUCGUCGAGAUGGGCCACGCCGAGCGCCGCCGCCUCUUCGGCGAGACGGACGCAUGGGUGGCGCAGAAGGCGCUCGGCGCCGCACGCAACGGCAUGGUGCCGCUCAUCUGCCUCGGCGAGCAGACCAAGGGCGGCGGCACGCAGGUCGCCGUCGACGAGUGCUGGGCCCAGGUCGAGGCCGUCUUCCGCGACAUUGCGCCCGACGCGGAGGUCGUGCUGGCCUACGAGCCCGUCUGGGCCAUUGGCGCCGCCGAGCCCGCCGGCGCUGAGCACGUCGUGGCCGUGACGCAGGCGCUGCGGCAAAAGGCCGCCGACCUCAAGCGUCCCGGCCUCGUGCGCAUCCUCUACGGCGGCUCGGCCGGGCCAGGCCUCUUCCAGAAGCUCGAGGAGGGCGUCGACGGCCUCUUCCUCGGCCGCUUCGCACACGACCCGCAGGCCUUCCUGCGCACGAUCGAGGAGGUGGGCAGCGGCAAGAAGUGAGGGGCAAGAGGGAUGCAGGA